AUGAUGUUUACUGGUAAUUGUCUAUUGUACUUACACAGUAAAAUUUCAACGCUAUUAAGAAAAGAACAACAACAACAACAGCAUUCAAUGUCGGAUAACAAUACUGAUUCAUCCUUAGUUAUUCACGAAAUAUUUGAUCAAUCUCAAUCCGCUAUUAACUGUAAAGAUCAAAUACCAUCUUCUAUUCGAAAUUUUUCAUCUCAAUACGGUUCACAUCGUACUGAGAGUUAUGUUGUAUCGAAUAUUUGUUCUGGUAUCGAAAUAUAUCCCCAUUAUGGCGAUUCACAACGUGCACUCGUAUUUCGAACGUAUGGUCCAUGGUGGAUAAAUACACCUUCUCAUCAAUAUUCAAUCAAACAUUUUACACGUUUUGAACCAUCAUUUACUAGUCGUGAUUAUGUUGAUAUAGAAUAUAAACACCCGGUUUAUAUAGAUUCUCUACAUUUAUAUGAGACAUAUAAUCCUGGCACAUUAGAAGUUGUUUAUGCCGGUUUUGAGGAAAAGUCACAUGUAAAAUGGUUUCGCAUCUGGAAAUUUCCCGAACCAUUUAAAAUCGAAAUAACCGAUAGUGAAGAAAAUUGUGACGAAUUUUCAAUUAUUAAUGGUUUACAAAGUUUUGAAGACAUAUUUCAUGAUCGCCAAGAUAUCUUAAUGUCAUCAAAGAAAAAUAUGUCAGGAAAUGAAUGUGAAUUAGCACAAAUAUCAAAAUUACAUACACGGCAUCGAUAUCCAUCAGCGUCUCGUCAACCACGUAUUGUUAAAAUUCAAUUAGCAGAUAGAAUUAAAUUUCCAUGUAAAUUAAUACGUUUAGAAUUUGAUCAUAGUACAGUGGGUUAUUAUACAGAAAUAGAUACUGUUAUUCUUAUUGGUAGACCAGUAUCAACUCUAAAAGAUACAGAAGAACAAACAAAUAAACCUCCAUUACUUGAACUUUGUGAUAUUAUACCGAAACAGUUAACAGACGACGCUACCAUUACGCCCACAACUGAAACAAAUGAAGAAUGUAUUUCGAAUUUGGGACUAAUUAGAUUACCAUUCGAUAUUUUAUUUACAAUUUGUACAUAUCUAGACUUACGAUCAUUAAUUCGUUUAUCAUCUACUUGUCGUUAUCUUUAUGAUAAAUGUUUACAUCCUUUACAAUUUCAAGCAUUAAAUUUACAACCAUAUUGGUACGGUAUCACUAAUUAUUCAAUUGAUUAUUUUUUUAGUUUAAAAUGUACACAAACAAAAUAUUUAUCAUUAGCUUGGACAAAAUCAAUUAACCUUCAAUCUUUUACCCUUCUAUUAAAUACACAAAAGUUGAUUCAGUUAAAUUUGGCUUGUUGUCAAUAUAUGAAUGAUGAAUACAUUGAUAUUAUUUCAAAACACUGUCAACAAUUAGAAAUUAUUAAUUUAGAAAAUUGUUAUAAUUUAACUAGUGAUGAUUUUAUACCAUUAAAAAAUUUAAAAAAUUUAAAAUCAAUUAAUUUUUAUCGAACAAAAAUUGAUCAUCGUACAUUGAUACCAUUAGUAAAAAAUAAUUAUUUACAUUUAGAAUAUGUAAAUUUAGGUGCUUGUCAACAAUUAACUGAAACUGAUUAUGUUAUUAAAUUAAUAUUUUCAAAAUGUAAACGAUUAAAAACAUUAGAUUUAUGGCGUGCUCAUAGUCUAUCACAAAAUGGUUUUCAUUCAAUUAUUGGUGAACAAUUAAAGGUUGAUGUUAUGAAUGAUGAUAAGGAUAUUAUGAAUGAAUUAUUAAAUGAUUAUUUAACAGCUAGUAUAUGCUAUUUAGAACAUUUAAAAGAACUAGAUUUUGGAUGGUGUGAUAUUCCACCUGAUUUUAUUAAAAAAUUUGUUAAAAAUUGUGGAAAAUCAUUGAUGAAAUUAUUUUUGACUGCAUGUCGUCGAAUAACAAAUGAUGAUAUGAUUGCCAUUAGUGAAUAUUGUCCAGAAUUAAAACAAUUGGAUAUACUAGGCUCACGAAUUAUUAAUGAACAAUCAAUUGAAUUAAUAUUAAAAAAGUGUACAAAGUUAGAAUUUUUAGAUUUAUCAUUUUGUGAUAAAAUUGAAUCUCAAACAAUUGAUACGUGGAAAGAAAUAUAUGGACAUUGUAAAUCAUUCAAACGAAGUUAUCCGCCACGCGUUCCAAUUAAUAAUAUUUGUACAGAAUUUCCUUGA
This is a messenger RNA of Didymodactylos carnosus, 2157 nucleotides long. The record is from the annotation of a GenBank genome assembly. NCBI's taxonomy places the organism in Eukaryota, Metazoa, Rotifera, Eurotatoria, Philodinida, Philodinidae.